AUGUUGCCUGGCCCCGCCAGCACUCCCGAGCAUGUGCCUAAGAAACCGACAGAUCAGCAGCUGAAUCGAGCCUGCGAAGCAUGUCGUCUUUCAAAGGUUCGUUGUUUAAUGAAUCCAAUCCCUGGAUCUUCUCAAUGCCAAAGAUGCGCAAAGGCCGGAAGGACAUGUGUCUUCGCCCCACCGGCAAAGAGACGGCAGCGGAAGAGGACCGAUGUACGGGUCGCUGAGCUAGAAAGAGAAGUCAGGCAAAUGCGAUCCCUUCUGAGGUCAAAUCGAAUAUCUCCUGUCGAAACUAGCGACCACGAAUCGGGAGACGAAGAUGCAGAAGAUGCAGAGAUACAAACCGAAAAGGCAUCACCGGCCUAUGCUCAUAGCCAUGAGAGCAAUACCACUCCAGCAACAAAUCCAGAAAAGUGGAUAUCUAACCGCUCCCAGGAUGACUGCAGGCCCAAAGACACUUUGGGUGCAUCUGACAUUGACAUCAUCGAUCGCGGUCUAAUCUCAAAGGAAAUGGCAGAAGAACUCCUCGAAAUUUACAGGAAUGAUCUCGUCAUCGCAUGUCCUGGAGUUGUCAUACCGAGCGAGUGGACAGCGACCGAACUUCGAUUCAAAAAACCAGCUUUGUUCCAUGCAGUCAUGGCAGCUGCAUCGCACUGUAAAGGUGCAACGCUUUCAAAUCGGCUGCAUGAGGAGGUUGUGUAUCUCUACGCAAGAUCGCUGUUUAUUAAAGGCGAAAAGUCGCUGCAAUACAUUCAGGCCUUGAUCGUUACUGUAGCUUAUUACACUCCCCCAAACUCGCCAGCGCAACUGCAAAUCUACCAGUACGGUAACAUGGCUGCGAGCAUGGCUUUGGAGCUUGGUCUGGCCUCAAAACCGAGAACGCAUGAACAACUCCCUAAAAGAGCCAUCCGAUCACUACAGCGCAUAUCCUCAGCAGAGGAACUCCUUGAGAACUGUCGAACUAUAUUGAUUCUGUACGUUCUGACAGCUGGCUUCGCUAUGCGACUGCGAAGACCCAACAUUCUGCUUUACAAUAGCUGGAUGGAAGAGUGUCUGUCCUUGCUUCAAAAAUCACCAAUACUAGAUGAUAGAAGGCUUGUCGCAUGGCUGAAGCUUCAAAGGAUAGCGGACGAAGCUAUGACAGCAUUCGGCUUCGACGACGCAAGCACAAGCUUCAGUCUCUCCGAGCUUCGUUUGCAGGUUAUUCUCAGAAUCUUUGAGAGAAGGAUGCAAGACUGGAAGAAAUCUAUUCCUCCUGAAGUCAUGACUCUAACAUUGAUGAUAGAGCAUCACCAAAACAUAUGCUCUAUGUACGAGUUCGCAAUGGACGGAGGCCGAUACGACGCCCCCGAGUUCAAGAACCGACACUUAACUCUGCCCGCCCUUGACGAUGACUGCAUCCAGCCUGAAACUCUCCUCUCUCGCUCCGCUCUUCAAAUUAACGCUACCAUCAAAUGCAUAAGCCAUGCACACGCCCUUUUGGAUUGUUUCUUGCAGGUAUCUGUGGAAAAUCUACAGAAAUCUCCCAAUCUUCUAUUUGUCCGCGCCAUCUACGCACUAGUGACCUUGCUGAAAGCCGACUACGCUGUCGGUACGGAUGCCGAGGGCAUGGGAGAGGUUCUCGACUCUCGAAGUUUAAAAAUCGAUUACUACAUGGACACGGUGCUCCGAAAAGCGACUGAAGCAAUUGGACCCCAGAAAUGUCGGGUGCCGUCUCACUGGUUAUUCGUGCUAAACCACAAGCUAAAAACGUGGCAUGAUGAGCACCAAGCAUGGAGGAAGGAAGGGCGUCACUUGAAGCGCAAUCCACCGCGAGAGCAUAAGGACCCAAAUGAGAUUCCAAUGCCUGAGAACCCUCCCCCACCUUUUGGAGAGAUGAAGUCACAAGAGCCAGCAUCGACGCAGCCAAUGCCGACACCGGCGGCAUCUACACCUGGGAAUCCUAGCCCCGGCCAGAUUCCAACCUUUGGGAUGCCCAACGCCUAUUCCACUUGGCCGGCCAACGGCAUCUCAAUAACGAGUACGGACUCGACACAGUUCCCUGCAGACUUGACGGACUUUUCGACGGCUUUCCAACAUGGAGAUCUGUAUCUUUGGAAUGAUGUCAACGACAAUUUCGGGGGCUGGAUUCCCCAAGGCGGGAGCAUUUACAGUGAGAUGCAGUUCGGGGGCAUGAACGGACCGCCAGUGUGA
Molecule: messenger RNA, 2193 nt
Organism: Lindgomyces ingoldianus
Lineage: Eukaryota; Fungi; Ascomycota; Dothideomycetes; Pleosporales; Lindgomycetaceae
Exons: 3
Coding region: 1-2193 (730 amino acids)
Biological process (GO): regulation of DNA-templated transcription
Cellular component (GO): nucleus
Molecular function (GO): transcription cis-regulatory region binding; zinc ion binding; DNA-binding transcription factor activity, RNA polymerase II-specific
Source: RefSeq, a predicted model, not a curated record